Molecule: messenger RNA, 1413 nt
Organism: Umbelopsis ramanniana AG
Lineage: Eukaryota; Fungi; Mucoromycota; Umbelopsidomycetes; Umbelopsidales; Umbelopsidaceae
Exons: 2
Coding region: 28-1230 (400 amino acids)
Molecular function (GO): DNA binding
Source: RefSeq, a predicted model, not a curated record
CACUUCUUUUCACUUUCCUUUCCUUCCAUGCAUUAUAGCACCGUUGUACUCGAAGAGGAAUAUACUGGCUUUGGGAAAUCUGAUGCCUUGUCAGAAUCUCAGCUCCUUUGGUUGCGACAAAAUGAUCAUGGCAUGGAUGCUUAUUUUCCAUCGUUGGACACCUGUUACCCAAACCCCGCAAAUGUAUGGCAUUCGACUGUAGACCAAGGUUUUGACCCAACAUUUGCUUGGAAUGCUAGUGGAUGCGACUUUAUACACGAUGUAGAGGUCAUUUCUCCGGCUUCUUUGAUGCAUAGCUCAGCUUGCGCUUCACCCGUAUCAGGAGGCUUGCCAUCCUUAUGCGAUACUGACACGGCCACGGAAUACCAUAGUGGGAAUGUUACACCUGUCUUGAUGGAUGCAAACUUCUGUCAUCGUUCACAGUCCCCAAUGACACAAAUGAAGUUUGAACAGCUCAAUGGCCAAUUCAAUGCGAGACCGUCUCGAAUGGACAUCAUGCCUCAUAGAGAAAUCUGGCCAACAAAUGAAAUGGCUUAUCAUCCUUAUGACCCUACAUUGCACGCCCAACAAGCAGAACUCGAAAAAGCCAACGUAUUACCAAGUACUCCUAAAAGCUUACCGGAACUCCAAGAUUCUGCCUGUAACUCACCCAAGACCGCCUCCCAGCACCGCCCCCUGGAGUCUGAGCCUGCCAGCCCUACUCCACGUCUAAAACGAUCACUGUCUGACAUCGAUGCUGCCGAUGACCUUGAAUGUGACUUUAAGCAAGACGAUGAAGACGAGGAAGAAGAUGAGUAUGAGGAAGAUGUUGAAGAAGAGGAUGAAGAUGAAGAUGACGGUAGCGACGAUUACGAUGAUGCAGCUCCUACUAAGCGCAAAGCAAGUCGUGUUCAAUCUAUGGCUGGAAAGAAAACUCGUAAAAACUACAGCAAGGACAUCACUCGUGUCUUGAUGAACUGGUACUUGACCAAUAAUGGUCUUCUCCCCGAUCAAGAAACUAAAACAACGUUGGCAGGUCUAACUAACAAAACUUCCAUUCAAAUCUCUACAUGGUACCAGAAUGCACGCAGGCGUCAUCAUCUUAAGCUCAGACGUUUCCAAACCCUUCAUGCUCAAAAUCCUAAUGUUGUCUUUGACUACGAAAGCCUUAUGUCCUACUUGAAAGAUCAAAAAGUCAAGCACAUGAAGCGAGCGCAAGAACCUAAGCGAUCUCGACGACGCUUCAAUUGAAGGAAAUCCCUUUACACUGUACCUAUGAUCAUCUCUUGCUCAACGGCUUUUUUUUUUUUGGCUUGCUCAAAAUCCCUUCAAAGAAAACUUACAGAAAAUGGAAAGGAAAUACCGGCUCCUGUUGAUGCGCUUUUGAGAAACGCCAACACUUUCACUCAUCUCAUUUCACUCAUACAUACAACA